Messenger RNA from Vavraia culicis subsp. floridensis, 628 nucleotides. RefSeq names its product ribose 5-phosphate isomerase A. Lineage: Eukaryota; Fungi; Microsporidia; Pleistophoridae. The record is from RefSeq and is a predicted model, not a curated record. Gene Ontology annotation, molecular function: ribose-5-phosphate isomerase activity. The coding region runs from base 1 to 603 and encodes 200 amino acids. Gene Ontology annotation, cellular component: cytosol. The transcript has a single exon. Gene Ontology annotation, biological process: D-ribose metabolic process; pentose-phosphate shunt, non-oxidative branch.
AUGGAGAAUAUUUUCAACAAAUAUGUAACAGACCAAAAUAUAAUUGGAAUUGGAACGGGAAAAACCAUACAAUCCUUCAUUUCAACCAUAAAAACUAAUACGGAAAGAGUUUUUACACCUAGUAGCCUCCAAUCCUUUUUUCUGUUAAAAGCUAAUAGGUUCAGAACUCAAGAAUUGCAGGCCACAGAAACCAUUGAUAUUUAUUUUGACAGUGCUGAUUACUUCGACAGAGAGAACAAUCUAAUUAAGGGGCGAGGAGGUGCGCUUUUGAACGAAAAAUUGUUGAUGUCAAUGUCAGGUUGCAACGUAAUAUUGGUGGACGACAACAAAUUUAAAAAUAGUUUUGAUGGUUUGUUCGUGCCUAUAGAGGUUAUACGUAACUCGCUUGCCCAUGUUAAACAUGCGCUUUCAAGACACGAUAUUGAUUUCUCUGUGCGAGAGUAUCCUGGAAAAAUAGGACCUGUGAUCACAGAGCAUGGCAAUCUGAUUAUUGAUGUUGAAUACAGUCCAAGUUUCUUAAAAUCGUGUAGAGAUAUAGUUGGCGUGGUGGAACACGGCCUAUUUCUGGAUGAAGAGUUUCACGUAACAAUAGAAAGAAUUUAGUGUGUUAUUAGCGGAGUGAAAGUAA